Messenger RNA from Daldinia loculata, 201 nucleotides. RefSeq lists its product as uncharacterized. The record is from RefSeq and is a predicted model, not a curated record. NCBI's taxonomy places the organism in Eukaryota, Fungi, Ascomycota, Sordariomycetes, Xylariales, Hypoxylaceae. The coding region runs from base 1 to 201 and encodes 66 amino acids. The transcript has 3 exons.
AUGGACAAGCUGAAGAAGGCAAAGGACUCCGUAACUGGCCAGACUGCGGCCAACCAGACUGCCCAACAGCCCGGUAAACAUGCCACCAAGGAUACUAUGGUCGAUUCCAUGGCGGAUCGAGAGGCACAGAAGAAGGGCGUUCCUAGCGGAGCUGACCCGAUGAUUAAUAAUGUCGUCAAUGAUGAAGCCAAUAAGUUCUAA